Messenger RNA from Helianthus annuus (common sunflower), 769 nucleotides. RefSeq lists its product as uncharacterized. The coding region runs from base 69 to 488 and encodes 139 amino acids. NCBI's taxonomy places the organism in Eukaryota, Viridiplantae, Streptophyta, Magnoliopsida, Asterales, Asteraceae. The record is from RefSeq and is a predicted model, not a curated record. Gene Ontology annotation, cellular component: mitochondrion. The transcript has 3 exons. Gene Ontology annotation, molecular function: structural constituent of ribosome.
UGAACAACAUAGUUGAUAACAAAAACCAAAACCAGAGAGAACGUAGUGGGCGGCGGCACCACCUGAAAAUGGCAACCAGAUCAGUAGGUAAUUCAUGGAAGCAAUUAUCGUUCAACUUAAUCAAGCGAACCUUUAGCACAUGUUCUCCUGGUUCAAACCCUAGCACAACAGUAUCGAAAUCUAAGAGGAAGAAGAAGAAGAACUUGUUCGAGGUGGCUCACUUUCUUCCUAAUUGGGGAAUCGGUUUUCAUAUGGCCAAAACUCACUGGUCUGGUGUUGCUUAUCAGAUUACAAAGAUUAAUCUAUAUAAGGAUGGUAAGCAUGGGAAGGCUUGGGGAAUUGUUCACAAAGAUGGUGUACCCGCUGCUGAUGCUCCAAAGAAAAUUAGUGGCGUUCAUAAGCGUUGUUGGAAGUACAUUCCUAACUCAAAGAAAACCGAACAAAUCACAUCUCUACCACAACCUGAACCAGAGGUUCAAGCCACAUGAUGAUCUUGAAGGUUCUUGUUUCUUUUUUUUGGUUGGUUGGAACAUUUGUUAUUUGCCAUUUUUAAGAGUACUAGUAUUUGAUCUGGAUCAGGACUAAUUGUGUUCUCCAUGAUCAUUUUUACACUUGGGAUACUGCUUUUUGUUUAAGCAUGCUCAACUUAUAGGUUUUGGUGUGGCCCAGUUAAUUAGUGUCAACUAGGGGUGUAAACGAGCCGAGCCCGAGCUCACUCUUUUAACUUACAAGAGCCCAAGCUCGGCUCAUUUCGAGCUCUAUUUCUAAA